Molecule: messenger RNA, 1024 nt
Organism: Belonocnema kinseyi
Lineage: Eukaryota; Metazoa; Arthropoda; Insecta; Hymenoptera; Cynipidae
Exons: 2
Coding region: 177-962 (261 amino acids)
Source: RefSeq, a predicted model, not a curated record
GAUGCGCAAACCGCAAACGAUGCAAACUGUGCAAACAUAACCUUCACGUUUUUGACACAAAGAUUGUAGAAAAUAAAUUUCUCUAUUUCGGUGUGGAAAAGAUAAAGAGUUGGUUGUGUUAGCAGCUGUUAGUAAUAGAAUCGUAUUAAGGUACGAGUUAUUGUACUCCUGAAACUAUGGAUUUUACAAGAGGGGCAGAUCGUCAGUCGACCUUGAAUUCGACGAGCAGUUCUUCAAUGUCAACAGAUUCAAAGCAAACGGAAUCCGAGGUAUUGCCAGAAAUGCAGGAAAAGUUGAAGAUACUCUCCGAUGGAAUGGACGAAAGUCUGGCCGAGGCCGCAGCCUACGAGAAUGAAAUGAUUUCUUUCCUAAAAGAACUUGGUCUUGAUCCCACAUCUCUUCCGAGCGACAUCCGAGAAGGCUUGGAUAAAGUUUGCCACAUUUUAAAAGCCGAAGGCCUCACUGAUAUGGAUCCAACAACUCUCGAGAUUCACAUGCAACAGAAGGAAAUUGAAGCGAAAAAGCAAGCACGUGCCGAAGCCGAAUUUAAAAUAAAUUACGAGGCUUCUUUCAAAAAGUACUCGCGCAUGCAGGAAAAACUCGAUUCGGUUAAGGGCAACGUCGAUUCACUCGAAGACAAAAUUCAGAAUAUGAACAUGAAUUACAAGAGGGAAGAGCCUGAACGUCUUCUAAUUCUCACAAAAUUAAAUGCCUACAAGGACAAGGUCUCGAAGUUGGAGAAACAGCUGGAGGAUUUGGAAAUUGGGGAGUUGCAUCCAGACAUUAUAUUGAAAAAAUCUACGGUCUGUAUGGAGAAAUUGUCAGAGUUGGCGGAACUAAAUAUAUAUUUAAGUCAGUAUGGUGAUUUGCCGCCGAAUUUGUUACAAGCAAAGGCAGUGUUAGAAAGUAAGAAGAAGGAAUUGGAAAAACUUGAUCAAAUGGUUUUGGAAAGACUUUCAUAAGGUACUUGCUCGUUGUACGUUUUCUAGUUUUAUACUUUAAAUAAUAAUUCAUUAUCAGUUUA